AUGGCAUUGAAGGAAACGGAGAUCGCUCGCGAUAUGGGCUCUGAUGUUCCCUAUGCUUCCGAGAAAGAGCCAGAGACCGCCCACAUACCAAAAGAUACGGCUGAUGGCCAUGGCAACUCGGACCAGGAGUCUCUUGACCAAGAGGCUCAGGCUGGUGUGAAGGGAGUUCAGGCCGCAGCGGCCGUUUGGACCAAGUCUCAUAUGAUUCUGGCAUAUGUGAUCAUUUGGUUUAUCUAUUUUGUGACCUCCAUUCAGGAGGUCGUCAUCCGUUCUCUGAACCCUUACGUGACCAGUGCCUUCAUGCUCCAUUCUUUGACCGCGGCCACGAGUAUCAUGGCCAAUAUCAUUGGAGGCCUGAGUAAAAUUCCCUUGGCAAAGAUUUUGGACUCUUGGGGUCGACCUCAGGGUAUGACUUUGAUGCUGAUCAUUUGGGUUGUGGGAUUCGUCAUGAUGGCGGCCUGCGACAACGUUCAAACAUACGCAGCUGCACAGGUUUUCUCAUCUGUGGGAUCUCAAGGAGUCAGCUAUUGUUUGACGGUUUUCAUUUCAGACACCUCUGCAUUGAAAAAUCGAGCCCUCAUGUUGUCGUUUGCAACUUCGCCGUACAUAAUCACCACCUGGAUUGGAGGGCCAAUUUCCCAGAGUGUUCUCGAAGGUCCCGGCUGGCGAUGGGGAUUUGGAAUAUUCACCAUCGUCGUUCCGAUUGUGGUGGCUCCUCUGUGUCUUCUGUUCUUCUGGAAUCAGCAAAAAGCCAAGAAGAUGGUCUAUGGUCAAUGGCGCUCGGCAAUGAUCAUUUGCAUGAUCAUUUUUGGAGGGCUUUUGCUCAUCGCAUUCGCUCUCUACGAGCGAUUUUGGGCCCCAGUGACCUUCGUCCCAUUCAAUCUAUUGAUGGACCGAACCGUCUUCUUCGGCGGGUUGAUGUUCAUCUUCGAGUUCUUCAACUCAAUGGUCUGGGGGAGUUACUUCUCAUCAAUGCUCCAGGUAGUUUGGGGGCUGGAUGUCACAGAAGCCAGCUAUAUCUCAGCCAUUUAUAGAGUCGGAUCCUGUCUCUUUUGUCUCCUCGUCGGCUUCCUGAUCCGCUGGACUGGUCGCUUCAAAUGGCUGGCCGUUUACUUCUCCUUCCCGCUUAUGAUCCUGGGCGUUGGUCUGAUGAUACAAUUCCGUCAACCUGAUGCGGGUAUUGGGUAUAUUUGCAUGACUCAAAUCUUUGUUGCCUUUGCUGGUGGAACCACUGUUAUAUGCGGUGAGCUUGCUAUGAUGGCGCCUUCGGAUCACCAGCACAUCGCUGUUAUACUUGCUAUGCUCAAUUUGUUCGGUAGUAUUGGCAGUGCGAUUGGAUCAACCGUGUCUGCCGCUAUCUGGACCAGUGAGUUCCCGAAGGCGCUGGCCAAAUAUGUACCGGCGGAGGUGAGUGUCACUAAAGUUUAUUCGGAUAUCACGGCCCAGCUGUCGUAUGAGUGGGGAAGCCCUGCUCGGAAUGCCAUUGCUCACGCCUACGGAGAUGCGCAGAGAUAUAUGCUAAUUACCAGUGUUUGUAUGCUGGUAGUUGCUUGGGGAUGUGCUGCUAUGUGGAGGGAUAUCAAGAUAAAGGAUCUCAAGCAGGUCAAGGGGCGCGUGAUCUAA
This is a messenger RNA of Penicillium expansum, 1623 nucleotides long. Its product is annotated as Major facilitator superfamily domain, general substrate transporter. Lineage: Eukaryota; Fungi; Ascomycota; Eurotiomycetes; Eurotiales; Aspergillaceae. Gene Ontology annotation, molecular function: transmembrane transporter activity. The record is from RefSeq and is a predicted model, not a curated record. Gene Ontology annotation, biological process: transmembrane transport. The coding region runs from base 1 to 1623 and encodes 540 amino acids. The transcript has 4 exons.